Xylaria bambusicola is the source of this 3070-nucleotide messenger RNA. RefSeq names its product histidinol dehydrogenase. NCBI's taxonomy places the organism in Eukaryota, Fungi, Ascomycota, Sordariomycetes, Xylariales, Xylariaceae. The record is from RefSeq and is a predicted model, not a curated record. Gene Ontology annotation, biological process: L-histidine biosynthetic process. Gene Ontology annotation, cellular component: cytoplasm. Bases 213 to 2834 code for a protein of 873 amino acids. Gene Ontology annotation, molecular function: phosphoribosyl-AMP cyclohydrolase activity; NAD binding; histidinol dehydrogenase activity. The transcript has 2 exons.
CAAAAAGCAAAGCUGGGCCGAUGUAGGAACUCGACGUGGGUUGCAUCAUAAAUAAUAAUAACUAGGUCCCAUCGCUUAGUGCAGAUCUAAAAUGUCUUCCGUUUCUCGUGGGUUUGACUCAUAUCUACAAGUUCCCCUGUGGAAGGUGACACGAAUUGCAUUGAUGCGGGUGUAUCCUCUCUCUUCAUCUUCAAUUCUGUAAGCCAGUUGAUAUGGAAUCCAUCCUUCCGCUGCCCUUCCUGAUCUCUGUGCCUGUCCCGCCGGGGCUCGCCUCGAGUGACGGCCUGACCCAGGAAGAGGUGUCGUGUCUAGGUUGUGUCUUCUUCGAUGCCACUCCCAGCAAUCUAGGCGAACUCUUCGAGAUUGUAGACAAGCACAACGCCGAGCUUCAGAUAUUUUUCGAUGGAACCGCGCUGGAGUCCCAUGAUAUCGUAUCGCUUCUAGACCACGGUGCUCGCAAAGUUUUCGUCCCGCCCAAGCGGCUGCCCGAAUUCUCCACGUACGGAGAUAGAGUCGUGCCAGUUGUUACCCAGUUGAAUGAGAGAGUCGGCACAGAGAAGCAAUUACUCCUCAGGGACUUCGAUCAACAGAGCUUCGAUGUCGCUGGUUUCUUAGCGUCCAGUAAGAUCGAGAAACUCCCGUCGCUGUACAUCAAACCCAUAUCGGAAACCAAUUUUGAGCACUUCGUCGACAUAUGCUCACAAGUCAACGCAAUUCCUGUGAUCCCAUCUACACAACUGACUACGAAAAAGGAAGAAACAGACAAGAAGCUGUACAUUCCGAAAUUAUUCUCAACAUCAUGGAAAACAGAUCGUCCGGAUAAGUUGCUCCCCACGGUCGUUUGUGACGAGCGAGGAAUCGCACUGGGCCUGGUAUACAGCAGUGAAGAGAGCGUAGCAGAAUCUCUGAGGACGCAGACCGGUGUAUAUCAGAGCCGAAAGCGCGGUCUGUGGUACAAGGGAGCUACAUCCGGUGAUACUCAGGAGCUGGUCAGCAUAUCUAUGGAUUGCGAUAACGAUGCGCUGAAAUUCAUUGUCAGGCAAACGGGGAGGUUCUGUCACUUGGAUCAAUUUGGCUGUUUUGGAGAACUCAAGGGCCUUUCGAAGCUUGAACAGACUCUGGUGUCAAGGAAAAAGUCAGCGCCUGAGGGAUCGUAUACCAAAAGACUAUUUUCCGACGAGAAGCUACUACGGGCAAAGAUCAUGGAGGAAGCCGAAGAAUUGUGCGAUGCGAAAACACCCGACGAGGUUGCAUUCGAAGCCGCUGAUCUGAUAUAUUUCGCCCUUACGAAGGCCAUUGGUGCGGGAGUCAGCCUCCUUGAUAUCGAGAAAAACCUAGAUGCCAAGAGUUUGAAAGUCAAGAGAAGGCCCGGUAAUGCCAAGGGUGAAUGGGCGAAGAAGGAGGGAAUUGCCGUUGAGCCGGUCGAGAAAGCGAAGAAUGCCGCAAAGGAGUCAUCCAUACCGUUAGCAUCGGAUCCAGCAACAGAUGCCCACACAAAUCCAGAUGCUGAUAAGAUCGUAAUGAAGCGAGUUGAUGUUAGCAAGGUUGGAGAAAAAGAAGUCGAUGAUGCUCUAAGGCGGCCAUCUCAGAAGUCUGCGGAGACAAUCAUGGGCAUCGUCACGCCAAUCAUAAAUGAUAUACGACAGAACGGUGAUAAGGCGCUCCUGUCUUACACACACAAGUUCGAGAAGGCAACGUCGUUGUCAUCACCCGUCAUAAAAGCACCGUUCCCUCAAGAACUGAUGAACUUGGCACCCGAAACUAUCAAAGCCAUUGACGUCUCCUUUGAAAAUAUUCGAAAAUUCCACGCCGCCCAGAAGGAGGAGAAACCGCUUCAGGUCGAGACUAUGCCAGGUGUAGUGUGCAGCAGAUUUUCUCGCCCAAUUGAGCGAGUAGGGUUGUAUGUGCCCGGAGGAACGGCCGUUUUGCCCAGCACCGCGCUCAUGCUAGGUGUGCCAGCCAUGGUUGCGGGGUGCAAGAAGAUUGUACUCGCUUCACCACCGCGAGCAGAUGGCAGCAUCACUCCUGAAAUCGUUUAUGUGGCUCAUAAGGUCGGCGCGGAGAGUAUUGUCUUGGCUGGUGGCGCACAAGCUGUCGCUGCCAUGGCAUAUGGCACGGAGAGUGUGAGCAAGGUAGACAAAAUUCUAGGUCCGGGCAACCAAUUCGUUACGGCAGCAAAGAUGUUCGUAAGCAAUGAUACCAAUGCUGGCGUUAGUAUCGAUAUGCCUGCGGGUCCUUCCGAGGUUCUAGUGAUUGCCGACAAGGACGCGAAUCCAGCUUUCGUAGCCUCAGAUCUGCUGUCGCAGGCUGAGCACGGUGUUGAUAGCCAAGUCGUCUGCAUCACAGUUGACCUUGACGAAGAACACUUAAAAGCCAUCGAGGACGAGGUUCACAAGCAAGCCAUGGCUCUACCGCGUGUAGACAUAGUUAGGGGUGCCAUAAACCACUCCGUAACCGUCCUUGUGAGAGACGUGGACGAGGCCAUGAAGAUCAGUAACGCAUAUGCGCCCGAGCAUUUGAUUCUACAGAUCAAGGAACCCGAAAAAGCCGUCGAGAAGGUCAUGAACGCUGGAAGUGUUUUCAUAGGACAAUGGACACCAGAGAGUGUAGGCGAUUAUUCAGCCGGUGUAAAUCAUUCGUUACCUACCUAUGGGUAUGCCAAACAGUACUCGGGUGUCAACCUCGGCUCGUUCGUCAAGCAUAUCACGAGCUCGAAUCUUACGGCCGAGGGCCUGAAGAAUGUCGGAGGUGCCGUGAUGCAACUUGCUAAGGUUGAGGAGCUUGAAGCGCAUAGGCGAGCAGUUGAGAUUAGACUUAGUACACUCGAGGGAUGAAAAUGUAGGUCAGGCGAAAAGAGGAGGAAAAAAAAUUGAAUACAGGCUAAGGGCUUCCUAGGUUCUUAUGGAUUCGGUUACUAUAUCGACAUGGGAUGUGAUGGUGAGGAAAUAUGAGUUUUGGCCGAAAUGCUUCUGAUGUUGGCUUCAUGUACUGUUUUAAUAAUAUCAAGGCACAUAAAAUUCACGAACAGUGUCACGAAUGUCAGCCCCAGUGAUUCAAGUUCAACAUAUUA